Penaeus monodon (black tiger shrimp) is the source of this 1300-nucleotide messenger RNA. RefSeq names its product COP9 signalosome complex subunit 5-like (gene CSN5). The record is from RefSeq and is a predicted model, not a curated record. Gene Ontology annotation, molecular function: protein binding; deNEDDylase activity; metallopeptidase activity. Gene Ontology annotation, cellular component: COP9 signalosome; cytoplasm. NCBI's taxonomy places the organism in Eukaryota, Metazoa, Arthropoda, Malacostraca, Decapoda, Penaeidae. Gene Ontology annotation, biological process: protein deneddylation.
AACGUGUCAUCAUGGCCUCCUCCAGCACUGGUGAAGGAAGUAGCAAAAUGAACCAAUCCCAGAUUGCUCAGCGCAUGUGGGAGAUGGCCAAUAACAUGGAGUACUACAAUGCUGCAGAUGAAAUAUAUCAGUAUGAUCGCAAACAGCAGCAAGAUAUCCUUCAGGCCAAACCAUGGGAAAAAGACCCACACUUCUUCAAACAGAUCAAGAUCUCAGCCUUAGCACUCCUGAAGAUGGUGAUGCAUGCCCGGUCUGGAGGCACACUUGAGGUGAUGGGUCUAAUGCUGGGAAAAGUUGACGGAUCAAUGAUGAUCGUUAUGGAUUCCUUCGCACUUCCAGUCGAGGGAACGGAGACAAGAGUUAAUGCUCAGGCUCAGGCUUAUGAAUAUAUGACAGCGUAUGUUGAAGCAGCUAAACAGGUUGGUCGCCAGGAAAAUGUAAUUGGUUGGUACCACAGCCAUCCAGGAUAUGGUUGCUGGCUGUCUGGAAUUGAUGUGUCUACACAGAUGUUGAACCAAAACUAUCAGGAGCCUUUUGUCGCUAUUGUGAUCGACCCAAUCCGUACAAUUAGCUCGGGCAAAGUGAACAUUGGGGCUUUUAGGACCUACCCAAAGGGAUACAAGCCACCGGAUGAGGGCCCCUCUGAGUACCAAACUAUUCCUCUAAACAAGAUUGAAGAUUUUGGUGUUCAUUGUAAGCAGUACUAUUCUCUAGAUAUAUCAUACUUCAAGUCAUCCCUAGACAAGAAGCUGUUAGAUUCCCUCUGGAACAAGUACUGGGUCAACACACUCAGCUCGUCAUCACUUAUUACAAAUGCAGAGUAUAUGACUCGUCAGAUCUUUGACCUCAGCGACAAAUUAGAAAAUUCGGAAACUGCUCUUGGUCGGGCUGGUCUGUUUGGUUUAGACCCACAAGAAAAGAAAACUGAAGAUAAAUUGAGUCGUGUAACAAGAGACUCAUGCAAGACCACAAUGGAAGCCCUGCAUGGUCUCAUGGCUCAGGUGGUAAAAGACCGUCUCUUCAACCAAAUACCUCAGGCUCAGCAGAAGGGCCAAGAACCUGCCUGAGAUGCUUGUGCAUUCAGAAGAACAUUACCUCCUGCAGGUGAAAAGUGCACUCCAAACAUGUUUUUUUCCUCUACGACUCUUAAAGCUCGUGAUAUAUAUUUACCUGUCUUGCAUUAGGAAUUCAUUGACAACAUAAAAUGAGAAUGAUUAUUGAUUGCUUUGUACCUUUCCCUCCUGUCUGUCAUUUAUGUUGGAGGAUAGAUGUACUGAUACAUAAAAAAUCGAAGUAGUAA